CUUUGUUCUUCUUUUAUUUUUUAUUCCCUCCAACUCUAUUGGCCGAGACCCUCUCUGGCCCUCCUCUUGCCCCGCCAGGUCGCCUCCUCCAGUGGCCAGCAAUACCUCUUGCGUGCCCGCGGAAGCCGAUGUGCCCACCAUCGUGUAUGAGGGCCUUCACCCUUCUGCUCUUCCGGUUCAUAUGAGCGAGUGUGCUCUCGUUGAUGGCUGUCCACUGCAGGCCAUGUCCAUAGCCAUGAGGCCACUGCUGACAAUGUGGCGUCCCGUCCGCUGCAGCCGGGAAAAAAGAUCGACAGCGGAAUGGUUGGUUCACGUCCUCGGGAAAGCAGCCCCCCAUUCAUACGCCACCGCUUCAAGCGCUGGGCUUCAGCUUCGAAACACACGGAGUCCUAUCCAAGAAUUAUGCCAGCCAGACAGAACCAUAUCCCAGCAGGACAGAAACGCACUCCUUGCAAGAUCCGAACCUAACAGGCCGACGUUUUCCUUCGACCUGGCCAUCGACAACAAGGACUUUGUCUAUGGCAACCAAAGGAGGGACUACGCGGACUACUAGAAUUUAGAUUCAUCAAGAUGUUGUUAGAAGUCUUUGGAUGACUAUAUCUCAGACAAACACGAACAAAUUUGUGAAGGACCAACUC
Drosophila persimilis is the source of this 638-nucleotide messenger RNA. RefSeq lists its product as uncharacterized. The transcript has 3 exons. Bases 182 to 553 code for a protein of 123 amino acids. The record is from RefSeq and is a predicted model, not a curated record. Lineage: Eukaryota; Metazoa; Arthropoda; Insecta; Diptera; Drosophilidae.